Messenger RNA from Harpegnathos saltator (Jerdon's jumping ant), 7199 nucleotides. It is a transcript of the gene Ndae1, whose product is annotated as Na[+]-driven anion exchanger 1. Bases 591 to 4355 code for a protein of 1254 amino acids. The transcript has 24 exons. The record is from RefSeq and is a predicted model, not a curated record. Gene Ontology annotation, biological process: bicarbonate transport; monoatomic anion transport; regulation of intracellular pH. NCBI's taxonomy places the organism in Eukaryota, Metazoa, Arthropoda, Insecta, Hymenoptera, Formicidae. Gene Ontology annotation, cellular component: plasma membrane. Gene Ontology annotation, molecular function: solute:inorganic anion antiporter activity; sodium:bicarbonate symporter activity; monoatomic anion transmembrane transporter activity.
GCGAGGAGCAGUACUCUCGCGCCGCGGACACGCGACGCACGCUCUCCAUCGCGUCGUCGUCGCCGUCGUCGUCGAGAGUCGUCGGCCGUUCGUGGACCGAAGGACUCGCCGAGACACUUGUCUCUACGAGGACAUCGUCCGUCGUCGCGGCUCGACCGGUCCUUCCUCUUGUCUUCUACCUUCUCCUCAGUCGCCCCGAGAGGAUGCCAUUCGGCUGCUCGCGCGACAGGACGAUCCUUGGAUCUCGCGCGCGACAAGUCUCACCCACUCCUGUCCGAUCGAGGCACUUUUCUCUCAACUUCCUCCUGUGACACAUCCGAGAGGAUACGCGACGCACGACGGACAGAGUAUGAAAUCCUCGGGACGUCGCGCACGGAUGUUUUAAUUAAAAACAUCGAAGAAGACUACCGGCGCCGGUGAUCGAGAUCUUGUCGGGAGGAAAAAAGGAGUCAAUUCCUAUCCGCGUGCAUAAAGUGCGACUUCCUGCGUGUGGUUAUGUGGACUGUCUGAUAGGACGUGAUCGCAUCGGAAAAGAAAGGAAGUUACGGCCAGGGUGCAUUCGAGACUGCUGGUAAAUCAGGAGACCGUGGAUGCAGCCGGGGGCCGGAAUCGGCGGGGCCCACGUGGGCGGGACAGGUGACGAUGAGGCUCCGAAGGACCCGGGAGCGCGGAUCACCCAUCAGUCCUACACGGAAAAAGACUACGAAGGUCACAGGGCGCAUACGGUGUACGUAGGCGUGCACCUGCCGGGAGAGAGGAGACACCGCCGCCACCAUAAACACCAUCAUUCACAACGGCAAUCGUACCCCUGCGGUAAGGAGGAUGCCGACAACGAAAGGUCGAGGCAAUUGUUGAUGGCGCGCCGAGGUCGUCUCGCUAGCAUCUGCGACCCCGCCGGCGAGAUGAUAUUCACGCCGCCGGCGCAGAGGGUGCAGUUCAUCCUCGGCGAGGAAGUUGGUGACGAUGCGCACGAGUCGCAUCCGUUGUUCUCGGAGAUGGAGGAGCUCGUCAAGGAUGGCGACGAGAUGGAAUGGAAGGAGACCGCGAGGUGGAUCAAGUUCGAGGAAGACGUCGAGGAAGGUGGCAAUAGGUGGAGCAAACCUCACGUAGCCACAUUAUCGUUACACUCGCUGUUCGAGCUGAGGAGCCUCAUCUUAAACGGAACUGUCAUGCUCGACAUGGAGGCGGUCAGUUUGGAACAGAUAGCCGAUCUCGUUCUCGAUAACAUGAUCAACAAGGGAGUGCUACAGAUCGAAUUGCGAGAGAAAGUGAGAGAAGCCCUCCUUGUCAGGCAUCGACAUCAGCACGAAAGGCGCAAAGACAAUAACAUGUCGAGGUUACCGAUCAUAAGAUCGUUAGCUGAGAUAGGACGCAACCAUUCCUCGUCGAAGAAUUGCGACUGUUCAUGUGGUAUGCAUGCCUUGUUGACGUCAGAUUUGCAGGAGCGUCGCGAACCCAAGGAAGCUUACAUGCCCUCCGUCGCCCGCAGCAGCAGCUGCCCAAACUCGAACACGGCCCCGCUGUCGAAAGAGGCGAAAGACCUCAAAGGGCCAUAUCUUCUAGUUCCAGUGGAGGAAUCGAAUUCCGCUCCGGCGAUCGCCGGCGCAACAAGUCAGGGCAGUGGAGCAGCGCUGAAUGCUGGUAGCCGCUUCCUUGCGAUACCCGGCAAUCCCGGCCAAGAACCAGGCAGCAAUGGCAUGGACCGGAGCCCCAGCAGUGUGUCCAUCAGCAGGAAUCACAGCUCCUCGGCUUUGGAAAAUGGAGAUGCUAAUCACAGGGGUAAUACACACUUUAUGAGGAAGAUACCAGCUGGUGCUGAAGCGAGCAACAUCCUCGUGGGUGAGGUUGACUUCCUCGACAAGACACUGUCCGCUUUCAUCCGAUUGAGCCAGGCCGGGAUAAUGGGCGACCUGACGGAGGUACCCGUGCCGACGAGAUUUAUCUUCGUACUGCUGGGACCCAUGGGUGGAAGUUCAGGUUUCGGCAGAGAGAUUGGUCGAGCCAUGGCGACUCUGAUGUCCGAUGAAGUCUUCCACGACGUGGCUUACAAAGCGAAAAAUCGAAAUCAUCUCUUAGCUGGCAUCGAUGAAUUCCUAGAUGCCGUAACGGUAUUACCACCCGGUGAAUGGGAUCCAACAAUCAGGAUAGAACCACCAGCCGCUAUACCUUCGCAGGAAGUCAGAAAGAGACCCAAGGAAGAGAAGCCAAAGGAGGAAUUUGAUGAGGAGGCUGACGAACAAAAGCAAAGGGAAGAAUCCGGCCUUGCGAGAUCCGGCAGAUUGUUUGGAGGACUGAUCAACGACGUGAAGAGGAAAGUUCCAUUUUAUUGGUCCGAUUUCAAGGAUGCCUUGGCGCUUCAGUGCGUAGCGUCUUUUAUUUUCUUGUACUUCGCCUGCCUGUCACCCAUCAUCACCUUCGGUGGCCUUCUUAGCGAGGCUACCGGUAAAAACAUGGCCGCUAUGGAGUCGCUAGUCUCCGGCUUCGUCUGCGGUAUAGGAUAUGGCUUCUUCUCCGGCCAACCACUGACUAUACUGGGCUCCACCGGUCCAGUUUUAGUUUUCGAGACGAUCGUGUACGAAUUCUGCAAGCAAGUCGAAUGGAAUUAUAUGUCUUUCCGUUUCUGGAUUGGCACAUGGACUGCUAUUAUCCUGAUGAUCCUCGUGGCAAUAGACGCGAGUGCUUUGGUCUGUUACAUCACUCGUUUCACGGAAGAAAACUUCGCCACCCUCAUUGCCUUCAUCUUCAUUUACAAGGCAAUCGAGAAUGUGUUGUCGAUCGGCAAGAAGUUCCCCCUGAACACCCACCCUAGUGAAACGUUGGGUUACGAUUGUUGGUGUAAACCACCGAACAUCACUUUGCCAUCCAGUUACGACAAUGUGAACUGGACGAUGCUGAAUCAGACAACAUGCGAGAACUACAAUGGCACGAUGGUGGGCGAUGGAUGCAGCGCGCCGCAUUACGUACCCGAUGUGUUCCUCAUGUCAAUUAUCUUAUUUAUGGGCACGUUCUUGCUGUCGGUGGAACUCAAAGAUUUCAAGAAUGCUUUGUUCUUCCCCUCAAAGGUGAGGCAAGUGGUGAGCGACUUCGCGGUAAUAAUCGCGAUAUUCUCUAUGAGCACGUUAGACCACUUUGUGAGUAUCCCGACACCGAAGUUGGAAGUGCCGACGGAAUUUAAGCCGACAUUGGAGGGACGAGGAUGGGUGAUCUGGCCUUUUCAGCACAAUCCGUGGUGGAGUGCUGUCGUGGCGUGCCUCCCCGCUUUAUUAGGCACUAUAUUGAUCUUCAUGGAUCAGCAAAUCACAGCCGUUAUAGUCAAUAGGAAGGAGAACAAGUUAAAGAAAGGAUGCGGUUAUCACUUGGACCUCUUCGUUUUGGCGAUCCUAAUCGAGAUAUGCUCGGUGAUGGGACUCCCGUGGUUCGUCGCAGCGACAGUACUUUCCAUCAACCAUGUGAACUCACUAAAGUUAGAAUCCGAAUGCGCUGCACCGGGCGAGAAACCGCAGUUCUUGGGCGUCCGCGAACAAAGAGUCACUCAUAUAUUAAUUUUCCUGAUGAUCGGUUGUUCAGUGCUGCUAACUCCCAUGCUACGAAACAUACCAAUGCCGGUGUUGUUCGGUGUCUUCCUGUACAUGGGCGUCGCAUCAUUGAAAGGUCUCCAAUUCUUCGACAGGAUUUUAAUCAUGUUAAUGCCCGUUAAGUACCAGCCGGACUACAUGUUCUUGCGUCAGGUGCCGUUAAAGCGCGUGCACAUGUUCACCGUGAUCCAACUUACCUGUCUCGCUUGUCUCUGGAUUAUAAAGUCCUUCAGCACCACUUCUAUCUUAUUCCCCUUAAUGCUUGUGGUGAUGAUUGGUAUACGCAAAUCCUUGGACCUGAUGUUCACGCAACGCGAAUUGAAGAUUCUUGACGACGUAAUGCCAGAGCCUAGUAAGAAGCAUGCCGAUGAUCUUCGCAAGCUGGAGAACGGCGAGGAUCAGGCUGAGACGAUGGGAUACGGACCUCCGGGCAACAUCCAGAUCUCUCUAGCCAACGGGAACAUCAUGAAGAUCCCGCUGGCGAGCAUCAACAUCAGCGAGGAGGUGAACAAGACCGGCAUCUGGCAGCAAGUCAACGAGGGCAACGAGAAGUCGAAGCAGUCCAAGUCACUCAUUAAUAUGGGGAAACAAAAGAAGCACACAAAGAAGGACAAUUCGUUGCUAGCCGACGAGACGACGAGGCUGACGACGAUGACCGAGGAGGACGAGGAUGACAGUGGGAUCUCGAUCAAGGUGACAAACGUAGAUUUAAUACGGUCCAAGGAAAGCAUCAGUCCCUUGAAAGCGAAUGGCACUACCUCAGCCGAAACUUCCGUUUAACAUGAAGACCGAAGCGGCACCGAGCGCACGUUCACGCGACACGCAGGCUUCUUUGAUCGAUCGUCCCGAGACUUUCAUCUAUUUCGUUCCCUCCUCUGUAAUUCGCGUCCGUUUCUUCUUCUCGGAUCUCUCGCGAGUCGCCCAAUAAGCUGUCGCGUUGUUACCGAGGCUUUCGUUCUUAUUCGAGAAGCAACGCCACAUUCACUCACUGUCUCAUUUCGCGAUUACUCUUGAUUGUAUUAUAUUUGUACUAUACUUGCCGAUCUCGAUCGCGCGACCCUAGAAUUUAUACUCGACCGUAAACGACAGUCAUCCAUGCACAGAGAGAGAGUCCCGACGUGUCUGUACAUAUAGGUGCGUUUCGCUUCAGGAUUCUCGCCAGUUAGUGUCCCGAUCGUGUAACUUCACGAAGACUCUUCUCUCAUCCCCGUGAAAGUGCACGAGAGACGCGCAAGCAAACGUAGUGUAGAAGCGGGAAAGAAACGGUAUUUGUACAUCUGUAUUUUGUUGGCUUUGCCGGCGCGCGAAUCGAGGGGAUAUCGACGAUAGAAAGAGAGAAGGAGCGAGAGAAGAGGAGGAUUCCAAACGUCGUAACGGAGACGUACGGUAGUUACAUAGUAGUUUUUACAUGCUAGUGACGACGGAAAAGAAAGUAUGGUAAAUUAUAAGAAUUUCAUACAUACACACACACACACACAAAACACACACGUACCCACUCCAUUAAACUCCACUGCAUUUCGAUCGAACGAUCGAAAUGCGAAUCAGCAAGAGCCGUGGUGUUUAUUACGAGUCGUUAGGGAUAUCUCCACGCUGAAACUCGUGAAAAGCGCACAUUUUUCCAAAUCGUGAGCGACACCAAAGGGACAAAGAGGAGAAUACACCGAUACAUACGUCGUAUUUAUAAAAUAUGUAUGCGCUUGAAUGUAAAAUCGCGAUCAAAUGCGCGUCAGAAUUUGAAUUUUCGGAAUUGCACAAUGACUUUUCAAGACUCUUGGGAAGUUAGUCGAGCUUCAACGUAUUCGACGCAUGGGAAAGGACAAUAUCGGUUUGUGUAACUGAAUAGAUUCGGUCGCGGAAAACGAGAUAUCUCCGCUUCCGCGAGCGGAAACAUUCGUCUGGACGUUCAGCUGUGUAAAACUCGGUUGAAAUAAGUGACGACGAAUGAUUGAGUAGAAACAGGAAUUCUUCCGUUUUUACAACCGAAUACUCCAUAUGCUCUCUAUUCUUCUUAGACGAUUCAGGCGGAUGCAGUUACACCAACAGAGUCGCCUUUUCCGUGUGUGCGAUGUUCCGUUCUCAAUAUUUCAACGUGAUAGUUUUGCGCGUUGCACUGUACGCGAACACGAGUCGCAGGAGGGAGGGAGGGAGGGAGGGAGGGAAGGAGGGAAAAAAGUGAGAGAUCGAAUGUAUCGUUUUGCCGUGCGGUGCGACGCGCGAUCCUGCGCGCGCGUGUAGCGAUUAAGUAGCUGAAACAUGUCUAUAAUUAUAGUAUGCCAAAGAAACCCCGUAAUCUAUAUAUGUACCAACGCUUCCUUCGAGGGAUAUCUCGCGGGUCAGCGAGCAAACGAUUCUCGAACGUGGAGCGGAUUCUCUCCGCGAAUAAUGUUCGCGAAGUAGGGAGAACGCUCGUUGGGGAAAACGCGAUCGAAAAACUUGGACUCGUCUCAGAAGAGUUCGUCUCUCUUCUCGACGUGCUGCUGCUCUCCACGACGACGAGGAUCGAUUCUCGAGGACAUUCGACAAAAAGUAUCUUGUAGCACGGCGCAUCGUUCGUUUGGUUGUUUGUUGCCGAAAAUUCCGCACCGGCUGAAAGUCUCUUGCGCGAGAGCUGAACAUCGGAAUUCUAUUUUCGUAAAUCUUUUGAUAUCUGGACAUGUCCAACUAGCCAUCAGCGACAAUAUCGACGUAUUCUAAUUAUAGUGAAAUUAGUUUGCCCCCUCCCUCCGUCCCACCGCAGGAUUCGCGACGAAAAUUCUCCGUGCCGCGGUGAGGUACGACGCGCAACGUGCUUUUUUAUAACGCAGUCCCUUGAAGGAUAACCGAUCUCGUUUGUGAUUAGAGAGAGAUGAUGUACAUCGUGUCGGUUCGUAUAGUCCGCGGUGUGUGCAGUAGCUAAUCGUUUACGACAGUUUACGCAUACAAUUAAUAUUCUGUUGAGCGACAGCAUUGAGACGCAUCCACGUGCGAAACCAGAUCUAGUCGAUCGAGCAAGAGUCGCUGGCUUUUAUUUGCCUCUCAAGGGAAAACGAUUUUCGCAGCUUCGAUCACGCAUCGCGAAACAGAUACUUUAUCACGCCGUACGCUCAAUUCAUGUCACACACGUCAGUUUAUCGCGAAUAACAAGUCCGGAUGCAAUUUCCGUAAUAACGCAGACGAGACCAAUUACGAUUCGUUGCGAGUCAGUUCAGUGCAACGUUACGUAUAAAAUAACGUGAGUAAUGCAACUGCAGAAGUUGCCAGAAGUCGACAGAAUGUUAACAAGUGCGCCAAGCAGGAAAAUCGUCGAUCCCUUUUCUCAAAUAACCCGCGACACGGGCCGAUAAUUAAGAUUUUCAUUGCGUUCAAAAGAGUCAGCCUCCCCGACUUAGCUAGUCGGCCGAUCGGUCAAUCAAUCAAGACACAAUCAUUCUCGCGUGAAAUCUCCACGAAAUUGGAUAAGCUAGCUAGCCGGGAGAAGGAAUAACGUUCUGCGCGAUAUAUAUUUUUUUACACGGACAGUUUGGCAAAAAGUGCAUUUCAACUCGACGCGAAGCCGACGCGAGAGAGUCAUGUGUUACGAUACGCGCGGUACAUUCGACACGCAGGAGUGCUCAAAGGGAGAAGACCUAUAGUUAAAAUCAAUAU